Molecule: messenger RNA, 420 nt
Organism: Schistosoma rodhaini
Lineage: Eukaryota; Metazoa; Platyhelminthes; Trematoda; Strigeidida; Schistosomatidae
Source: the annotation of a GenBank genome assembly
AUGGGCCUUAUCCCAAGAACGAAAGAAGUAGAUGAAGAUGAUGACAUUGCUGACGCUGUUUCUUCUUCUUCUGCUGCUGCUGCUACUGAUGACGAUGGUGAUGAUAAUGAUUCGGAUGAUGAUGGCGAUGAUGAUGAUGAUGAUGAUGAUGAUUCGGAUGAGGAUGAUUCGGAUGAUGAUUCGGAUGAUGAUUCAGAUGAUGACGAUGAUGAUGAUGAUGAUGGUGAUGAAGAUGAUGAUGAUUGUGAAGAUUAUGAUGAUUAUGAUGAUGAUGAUGAUGAUGACGAUGAUGAUGAUGAUGAUAGUGGUAGUGAAACGAAUCAUAACAUCAUUAUUAAUAUUAAUAUUGAUGAAAAUGGUAAUUUCAAGGAAAUGCCUGAUAAUACUAUUGAUGAAAUCAUUAAUCGUUAUGUUCAUUGA